AUGGGAGUGGACAGCACCAGACUGAACAUAAAGAAUAAGCAGCAGAGGCAGAAGCUGUAUGCCAAGCUCAAGCAUGAGCAGCAGAAGACGAGGCAUAAGGAGAGAAAGGCUCGUGCCAAAGAAGAGAGAGAGAACCCUGCCUUGAAGGAAGAGAGAUUGGCCACAAACGUUCCACAGACCAUAGACAGCAAGAGAGUUUUUGACGAAACGAUAGAAGCUGAGGCUGAAGGUGAAGAUGACUUCAUGGGAUAUUUUGAAGAUGCCACCAAGGAGCCCAAGGUGUUGCUCACCACCAACGCUCACGCCAAAAAGCCGGCCUAUGCGUUUGCAGACAUGUUGAUGGAUGUCGUUCCCAACGUGACUUUUGUGAAAAGAAAGAGAGAAUAUACGAUGAAGGACAUGGCUGAAUACUGCUCGAACAGAGAGUUCACCGAUUUGAUAGUGAUAAAUGAGGAUAAGAAGGCUGUCAACGGAAUCACGUUCAUCCAUCUGCCCGCUGGUCCAACCUUUUACUUUUCGGUAUCCAAUAUCAUUGACGGAAAGAGAAUCCGUGGCCACGGAAGAGCUACUGAGCAUAUUCCUGAGCUGGUGAUGAACAACUUCAACACGAGACUGGGUAAGACUGUUGGUAGACUGUUCCAGUGUCUUUUUCCCCAUCGACCAGAAUUUCAAGGAAGACAGGUAGUAACGUUACACAAUCAGAGAGACUACAUCUUUUUUAGAAGACACAGGUAUGUCUUCCGCAACGAGGAGAAGGUUGGGCUCCAGGAAUUGGGGCCUCAGUUUACACUCAAGCUUCGCAGGGUGCAAAGAGGCAUCAAAGAGGAAAUUGACUGGGAGCACCGUGCGGAUAUGGACAGAGAUAAGAGGAAAUUCUACCUGUAG
Kuraishia capsulata CBS 1993 is the source of this 885-nucleotide messenger RNA. RefSeq lists its product as uncharacterized. NCBI's taxonomy places the organism in Eukaryota, Fungi, Ascomycota, Pichiomycetes, Pichiales, Pichiaceae. The record is from RefSeq and is a predicted model, not a curated record. The transcript has a single exon. Gene Ontology annotation, biological process: maturation of LSU-rRNA; maturation of 5.8S rRNA. Bases 1 to 885 code for a protein of 294 amino acids. Gene Ontology annotation, cellular component: nucleolus; preribosome, large subunit precursor. Gene Ontology annotation, molecular function: rRNA primary transcript binding.